GUUCUUCCAGGAACAGCGCAGAGCUGUGCGACGUUUUAUGUCUGCUAUGGACCGAGGGCGGACAACAGCUCUGUGUGUGUCUCUAUGAGUAAACAGAGUACCGAAGCAGCUGCGGAAUUUUCCAAACUUUCUGUGCGACUUAAGAUCAGGGUUUUUCCCCAGCUGCCUGAGCCAAGUGUUUAUGCCAGCAUUUCCAGAAUAUGAUGGUUCUAAAGUCAUUUCUGGUUCAGGAACAAGGACAGUUGCAGCCCAUGUCCUGGACACAGCCAUGUUUGAUUCUCUCCCAGAGUGAUUUCAAGUGAGAUUUACAGAAGCAAGAUUGGACAGCGACGCGCAAGUCCAGCACUAAUAGGCGUCUUUGUGCAAUGUCGAAGAAUGGCACAUGGCCAGGCAACGUUGCCAUGUAGUCCUCGAGCAAUAUGGACAGUGCAGGGAGCUGUGACAGUGUAAUCAGCACAAACUCGGUCUGGAGUGAGGAUAGUAUGGAGCACCUAUCUGCAGAGGAGAAAGCGUGUCUGAUGUAUCUGGAGGAAACAAUUGAAGCACUGGAAGUGCAGGAAGACAGCGGCAUAUCAAAUGAUGAGCCAGACGUCUGCCCAAAGACGGAGCCACACGAUCAGUUAAGAAGAAAUGAUGUUCCCAUUGAAAUUCUUGAGUCAGGAAGUCAUGCGAUAUCUAGACCAACGACCCACGCAGCAGCAGAUCCUCCACCCACUGGAUUAUCAACAGAGAGUAAAACUGUGCAUCAUGCUGCAAAUCAUAUCUCCAAACCACAAUUUGCUUUCACCUCUGUAGUCGACUUAAAAGAGGACCUCAAACUUGAAACUGGUCCUCCAGUUUCUGACCCUGCUGGUUACACUACCUCAUUAACAGAAAAAACAACUAAGGGUUCAAAGUUAGAUGGAGAUGCUGAUCCUGAGAAUUUCACAAAUUCUACAGAGGCCUUAGAGAUUAGUUUGGAUGUAAUUCCUCCACCUACAGGUUUCAUGGAUGAACCAGACCUGGACUUACCACCAGAUACGAUGACUAUGGUCCCCCCACCUGUAAAUGGCUCCACAAAACAAAAACCAACUGUUGACUUGAAGCAGAUGCACUUGAGAGCCUCUUUGAAGAAACCUUUUGUUAGUUCUUCAGCUGAGGAUUCUCCAAGCAAACAUUCAGAAGUUGCUUCCCUCAUACCCCAAGUGGGUCCCCCUUCUGAGUUUUCAGAGCCCAGAAGUCCACCUGCUGUGGCCCCAAAACCUAAGAAGCUUCCUUCAAACAUUAUUUUAAAGUCACAGAAGACACCAACUCCUGUCUCUCAUGGAAAUCCAGGGCAUUCUGUGCUGUCCCAAGGUGAUCGGAUGUUAUUGGACCCUCAGAAGGUUCGAAUCGAGGCCCUCCGGAAGCUCGGGCUGCUUAAAGACAACGUGAAGGAAUCAAGCCCUGUUGGAAGCCCUAAGCUUCCUCUAAACUCUGAUGCAUACAGAGGGUCACAGAGCCACUCUCCUCCAGUCAGUCCAGUUGCUCCUCAUACACCACCUAUAACACCAUCUCUUACCCCAGGCAAUAACCCUCUUUCAGCACUUGCCCCCCAAACGUCUGUGUCUGCUCCUGUUGUGCUACUAUCAGCUACUUCUGCAUCCCCUCCCAUCCAGGAUGCUGAUGUCCUCCCGGCACCUGCAGCUUUCAGUGAUCCCAUGGAUCCUUCAGGCAACAAACUUCCUGCUGUCACUUUCAGUACCCCUCCUAACACCCCACCUGCACUGCUCAAGCAGCUUACCCAACCAAAGGUGGUCAAUAUGAAAUCAGCAACCUUGGAACGGUCUGGUUUGGGUCUGAGCAGCCAGAUGUCCAGUCAAUGGUUAUCGGAGAGAGUCAGUGACGACCAAGACCCAAAGCAGCUGCGCAAUACUCGGCCACGACCCGCCUCUCUGGGAAGUGGGAAAGACUUUUCUAGUACUAAAGGAGAGAGUUUAGUACAGAGUGGACCGUCAGACUCGAGGAAGCCCCGACCCACACAGGCCUUCCACCACAGAGGGUCUGCCAAACUGCCUCGAUCGCAGGGCAUCAGCGUGCUGAUCUGUCCUCGCGCAGAGAACGAAGAGGACCGGCGUGAGGCCCUGAAAAAGCUGGGACUGCUCAGAGACUGAGUCCCAGACAUCCUUUACAUUGUGUGAAAAGAUUCAUACAGACUAUAAAUUUAGACUAUAGAUUUAAAACUCUGACAAAGUGCCUUAACCACAUGUUUAUGCUUCUGUUUUCCACUGAAUGAGCUACCAUGUAAUUGCAUCAAAUAAUUGGAAUGAAGGGACUGUCAUGAUUCAUGGUAGCUGUAAUGGCUUUAGAAUAAUUUAUUUUGCUUUUGGAGUCAUAACAACCCUUUUUGUUUUCAUCUGCUAAUUUGCUUGACUUAAUUCCAUAAGACAUUGGCUGUUUCAACCCUUCACCAUUUCAUACUUUAGGAGUUUUGGUCAUUUUAUACCAAACCUUUUAGGGUGGUAAUAGGAGCUGUCUCCCUCCAGGUUUUUCUCACAGACCUUGCGUCAACUUGUACCGACCGUGGGGAUGUUUCUUGACAAUCAAUGUCUUAAAAUAAUUAUUUGUCUAAUCCUCUUGUAGUUGACUGGUUUUUAAAGUGGUUAUGUGACUCCAAUUAAUAUCCACCAGUAGGGCUAUUUUCAGAAACGUUAAAGACUUUUUCUGUAUUUAUUUAACCAUCUCCUGCUGGUUUUCUCAGAAAAGGUUUUUUGGUUGUUUUCUUUAAAUGUAUAGAGAAUACUUUCUGCUUGUGCUGUAGCAUCACUUUCUGUAACUUGAACAAAUACAGUUUAUAAUCACAAUCUGA
Molecule: messenger RNA, 2827 nt
Organism: Girardinichthys multiradiatus
Lineage: Eukaryota; Metazoa; Chordata; Actinopteri; Cyprinodontiformes; Goodeidae
Product: specifically androgen-regulated gene protein
Exons: 6
Coding region: 420-2132 (570 amino acids)
Source: RefSeq, a predicted model, not a curated record